Messenger RNA from Eremothecium cymbalariae DBVPG#7215, 1593 nucleotides. RefSeq lists its product as uncharacterized. Gene Ontology annotation, biological process: transmembrane transport; carbohydrate transport. Lineage: Eukaryota; Fungi; Ascomycota; Saccharomycetes; Saccharomycetales; Saccharomycetaceae. The transcript has a single exon. The record is from RefSeq and is a predicted model, not a curated record. Bases 1 to 1593 code for a protein of 530 amino acids. Gene Ontology annotation, molecular function: carbohydrate:proton symporter activity. Gene Ontology annotation, cellular component: plasma membrane.
AUGACCGAUAAGGCUGAAAAGGCUAGUGGUAGCUCUUAUUUGUAUGAUGUUGAGAAGGCAGAUGUAAAUGGUGUAAUAGCCAGCUCCACAGAUAAGUCCGUGGAGCAGUUGGUUACGGUGGUGCCUGUGAUGGACUCGCCUGUGAUGGGGUCGCUAGCGAAACCGGUAUUAUUCUGCAUGGUGAUUGCAUUUGGUGGGUUUAUUUUGGGAUGGGAUAUUGGUACGAUUGGGGGGCUUAUGAAUAUGCCUUCUUUUAAGAAUCACUUUGGUACUAGAUAUAAUGCGUCUACGGGGUUGAAUGAGUUUCCAAAUUUAUUGCUCGGGUUGAUAAUUGGUAUUUUUAAUGUUGCAUGUGCGUUGGGUGGGCUGACUUUAGCUAAGGUUGGUGACUUUAAGGGUCGUAAAGUUGGUAUUGCUGUAUCUUUGCUGGUAUAUGUUUUUGGUGUUGUGAUUGAGUUGGCUAAGCCAACGCAUUGGGGCCAGUUCUUCAUUGGUAGGAUUUUCACUGGGGUCGGUGUUGGUUCUUUGACAGUUUUGGUUCCUAUGUACGUUGCGGAAAUAUCGCCUGUACGGAUCCGUGGAUCAAUGGUUGUGCUGUUCCAGUUGAAUAUAACUGUUGGUGUUUUGGUAGGGAACUUUGUUAACUACGGUUGCAAGAAGGGCUUUGGUGAUAUACUGUCGAAGAAGCAUUGGCAGGUUCCUAUUGCAUUGGGGCCUAUGUGGGCGGCGGUUGUGUUAUUGGGUUUGGUGAUGAUUCCUGAGUCUUCGCAUUAUCUAGCUUCUAAAGAUAAAAUAAAGGAGGCGGAGAGGUCGUUUGCUGUUAUGAAUGCCUUGGAGGUUGAUGAUCCAAUCGUUUUUUCGGAGGUUGCUGCGAUGGCUGCCAAGACGAAGGAACUGAAAGCGAAUGGUGAGGAAGGCUUUUGGGAAUUUAUUGCGGGAAAGCCCAGGCUUGGGUGGCGUCUUCUUCUGGGUAUGGUAACAAUGUCAUUACAACAACUAUCUGGUGUUAACUACUUUUUCUACUAUGGUACUUCCUUAUUCAACUCAGUGGGUUUAGAUGAUUCUUAUGUAACUGCGAUUAUCAUAUCGGCAGUGAACCUUGUGGCUACCUUCUUAGGUAUCUACAUUGUGGAAAGAUUAGGUCGGAAGGCUUGCGCUAUUAUUGGUGCUGCCGGUAUGUGCUUCUCGAUGCUGCUCUAUGCAUGCCUUGGGUCUUUUAUUUUGGACAACUCAAACGGCAAUAAUAAGCCUACAGGUGCAGCAAUGAUUGCUUUUACAUGUAUAUAUAUGAUCUUUUUUGCAUCCACAUCAGGUCCUGUUGCCUUUGUUAUCAUUUCCGAAUUAUACCCACUCAGAACCAGAAAUACUUCGAUGGCUAUCUGCAAUUCGAUGAACUGUCUUUCGAAUUUCACUAUCACUCUUCUAACGCCAACUAUAGUUAGCGCAAUUGGAUACAAAUUUGGCUUUGUGUUUGUGUUCUUCUUAGUGUUCAGUGUUUUCUUCUUUUACAAAUAUCUGCCAGAAACGAAGGGUUUAACAGUAUCUGAGGUUGAUGAGCUUUAUACAAGAAAGAAAGAAAUUGAUGAAUAUUAA